This is a messenger RNA of Drepanopeziza brunnea f. sp. 'multigermtubi' MB_m1, 1479 nucleotides long. RefSeq lists its product as uncharacterized. The record is from RefSeq and is a predicted model, not a curated record. NCBI's taxonomy places the organism in Eukaryota, Fungi, Ascomycota, Leotiomycetes, Helotiales, Drepanopezizaceae.
AUGGCAGAUCUGACUUUCAACCAAAUCGAAACCGACUGGGCCAAGUUGGUAAAGAGUACUCCUUCCGUGGCCCGAUGGAUUGCAAAGGGAGGCAAACCCCCCGCUAUACAGGGUAAACCGAAUCAAGAGGAUAUUGAAGAGAGGAAAUGGUUGAAGCUCAGGGUCAACUGGGAUUCCAAGAAUGGAAGAUGGAUUCUGCAUCGACUAGUGAGAGAAUCGAAUAAGCAACUGGGAUGUCAGGAGAUUGUAACUAUCGACAAGGCCAGAAAGGUCUACGUGCAAAAACACAUAUUCCAGGGAAUGGAAAUCGAUUUCGAAGACUGGUUCAUCCAGAGAUACAGUGGGCUUGCACGAGCCGAUCUAAGAUGGUUGAUAAAGCGUUUCCAGGAGAUGAGCGAAGUAGAGACGGUGCGAAUGCAAAGUAGCGUAAGAGACGAGUCGGAAUACCUGGUUCCGGAGGAUUGGGCCACGAUGAACCCCAAGUCUGCUCCCCAGGAGGUUGGCGGUAUCGAGGGUACCGUAGCUUUGGAAACAACAGCAGAAUUGAAAGCUUCUCCGGUAAAUAUCAGCUUUCAGAUGCCGGGCAAAGGACCCAGCAAUACUGACAAAGAUCACGUUCAGAUUGUGAAUUCGAAGUCUGAGGUAACCAUUCCUGGAACUUCCGAGAAUGAUUUGCCGGAUAAAGCUCAAAUCGAGCCGAGUCAGAGCUUAAUGGAAGAGAAGGUCGGCAGUGUAGGUAAGCAGCAAUUGAAGGCACCAGAGGCACCAGAGGCACGAGUUGCCAAGCGCACUUGUCACGAGCCAAGAAGUCUCGUUGGGGUUGGUGCUACCGAGGUCGAGACUGCUGUCGAUGAGGCGUUCGUUGUCAGCGAGAGCGAGGAACUUGUCCAUGACGAGUUUUCAAAAGAUCGUCACCAGGACGAGAGCCCCGGCAAGGAGAGAGAUGUUGUUCAGUCCACCGAGGCUGCUCCUUUUAAGAAGGAGGAGCUCUGUAACCAGGACGAUGAGCCAAAGGGAGGUAAUACGGAGGAGAAAGACGAGGAACACGAGGCAGACGAGGCAGACGAGGCAGACGAGCAAAACGAGGAAGAGGAGCAAGAUGAGGAAGAACAUAAAGACGAGGAAGAAGAUGAAGACAAGGAAGACGAGGUGAAUGCAUUGAGACAGUACAGAGCGGAUUCUCCGGAGAUGAUGCAUGACCGCGAGAAGGUCAUAGUACGCAAGUAUCAAUGGCCGAGUUGGGUCGCUUUUAACGAGGGAGAGGUCAGAGCCUACAAGGUUCCGGAUCAAACAGGGUCUUUCAGAACCGUUUUCUACCACAAGGAGAGCGAUGACCAUCACUGGGAGGAGUACGAUCCUUUACCCAAGCCCAAGGGUACCGGUCAGCGCUUUGGUGGUAAGACCAGCCGAAAGGAGAUCCUUGCCGCAACGAGUGGCAUUGCAAAAUCCAACAGGAUCGGCAGAAAGAACAGGAAUUGA